Pezoporus flaviventris is the source of this 5137-nucleotide messenger RNA. RefSeq names its product phosphotriesterase related (gene PTER). Gene Ontology annotation, biological process: catabolic process. Gene Ontology annotation, molecular function: hydrolase activity, acting on ester bonds; zinc ion binding. NCBI's taxonomy places the organism in Eukaryota, Metazoa, Chordata, Aves, Psittaciformes, Psittacidae. The transcript has 4 exons. Bases 3460 to 4509 code for a protein of 349 amino acids. The record is from RefSeq and is a predicted model, not a curated record.
AUCUUCUGUCAUAGGAAUCAGCACCUUUCCCCUUCCCUCAGACUGGGCUAGGAUUCAGGAAAUAUAAUUCACACAUCUUAUAUAGAACCACCUAAAAUACGCUUUUCUUGUCCAGGAUGGUUUCUUGGCUCCCUCCAUAGUCCUUGGAAGGAGGCUGAUACUACAGAAAGUGACUUUUCGUGUCCUAUUACAAACAUGCAAAAUAGGCUGGAUGAGUUACCUAUGGAUAUAUCUUUCCAUCUUGGCUGUGAAAAUGCUCUUCUGUAGAAGGCAAACCUCAUGUUAGAUGGCUAAAGGAGGUGAUAUGAAUUCAGUCCAUGAUGUAUGAAAGAAGGAACUUCCUCAGAAGAAAGUAAAACAUGGCAUGCCAGUCACUAGUAAAGCACACAAACACUGAAUCCUGUACUAACAUAUACAUGCUUAAAUUAAGCAGUCCUUGCUGCAUUUAAAAGUUGCUUGCACCUAGAAUUUGUUUUAAAGACACUAAUUAAAUUCUGUUUCCAUCAGGUGAAUAUUAUUAGGAAUAAUAUAUCAUUAGAGCAUUUAAUCAGGGCAUGCUGCCUAUGUAAAUGACAGCAGGAACGAUAUCAAGAUGGUGGUUUUAAAAAUUAUUCCAGUCACAGGUUGUUGGUUGUCUUUAUUUUUCAUAUUUUUAUUAAAAGCUGUGGGUUUCUAAAACUGUGUUAGUAAGCAAGUGCAAACAUUAAUAUUAAUCGUAUUUUUCAUGCAGAUAAAAUUAGGCCUACUUUAAAUGCUGUUAGUGUCAGUUUCUGUUUUUGUGAUGCUGCUUGUAUUUAUAAAAAUCCUUGGCCUCAAUCAAAAGGUUCAGUACUAGACAUUGAUUGUGUAAACUCUGUGUGUAUGCUAUAAUCUGAAAUCUAGAGUCUAAAAAUGAAUGGGUUGGUAUCUGCUAUAAGAAAAACCUUUCACUGGAACUGGUAAUUUCAGAUCUUCUUUUACUGCUAUAAGUCAGGAGAUCUGUAGCACCUCAGGCUGUAAGAUGAUCUCACGCCUGCAACGGUAGGUCUUUUGAGUGGGCAGGCCAGACUAAUUGAGGGUAAUCUAAAUUAGCUGUGUUGGAAAAGAAUGAGUGGGAGCAAACGUUGAAAGUCAACUUUUCAUUAAAGUAGUAAUCUAAAAGUGGGCAAAAAUUCACAUUCUAUUUUUUUAGUAACUGCACUAUUAAAUAACUAAAAAACUGAAGUGGAAAUUUUUUAAGGAAACAAACUGCAAUAAAUUUGUGUGAAGUUUUAGUAACAGAACUUCAGUACUUACGUAUUUGAUUAUAUAACAAAAUAUUUAUAUAGGUUUGUUUUCCUAACUUGAAUUUGAAAUGUGUUUGAAAUUCCUGAAUGGAUUUGAAAAUUGCCAAUGAACAUGGGGAAAGAAAAGCAUGUCUGCAAUGCAGACAGUAGUUAUCACUCUUUAUGCUGUCAGGGUUUUACUGAAUACCAGCAUGUAGAUAUUUAACGUUUUAAGAAAAAAGGGAUGGGGUGAAGCAAAUGUAAUGCAGUUAUCAUAGACUUAUGUUAGGCUCCUUGCUGUGCAUCUAGGAAUGACUCAGAUCAUUGAACUUUCUCCAGAAUAGUGGGUUGCUCUAUAGAGCGCCAGCUUUGUUCAAGGAUGGAAUUAAUGACUGGGUUGGACAACUUAAUUGAAUUGCAGCUAGCAGCAGAUUCUGACUAAGACAGGUAUUUUGCUUUUGAUUAUUUGCUCAAGAAUAAUAUUUUCUGAAAUCAUGCACUUAAUUUAUUUGGCAAAAAAUAAAUCAUUAUAUUAAUCAGCCAGCAGUCUGUUCUGAGAGUAAUUAUUCUUCUGCCUUCUCAAACAAGUCAACACACUAGUCUAGAUAGGAAAUUCAUAAAAGAACAGUUCUUCCUAAAUGUGCUUUUACACAAGACAGUCAGUCCUUUCUCUUUCUUAUGGAUGGCCAAGUUUCCGUAUUAAAAUAACUGCCAGCACUCCAGACAUCACUAGGCAGGUGAUAACUGCCUUUUCCAGGGGCUGAGUCACUUGUACAUUGGUACUCUUGAGAAUGACUGCUGCUUGUGAGAUCAAAGUAUCCCCAGAGAGACCUCGAUGUUCUUGUGCCCUUUGAUAUGUAGAGUUCAGUGCCCUUCAGAUUUCAGUUUUUCUGGCAUCCUGGUAGAUUAACUUUAGCAGUUAAAAGGAAAAUGUCCUCUGAGGGCAUCACCAGUAACAAAACCAUAUUUAUGACAUUAUUCACUAAAAGGGAGACAGAAAUGGGAAAGACCUCUCUCUUUAAUCAAUAAUGCAUGCUCUAGUUAGUCCUGUCCUCUGGACAUGAUUAAACAUGUAUUUUGUUUCAUAACUGAUGAUUUUGGUUGACUAGGGAUUAUAACUAUAUAUCCUCAAGCCUUUGCAACUAGCGUCAUGAAGAUCUAACAAGAACUGGGUAGUCAGGAGUGCCCCCACUCCCCAGUGAGAAACCUCCCCCCAAAUCCCAAUGGUGAGAGCUGCAGCUAAUUCUAACCUUCAGUGAGUCAGGCCAAGCUGGCACAGGGCAGAUGCGUUUGACAUGAAGCAACUGCAGACAGCAGAGUCAAUGUGUGUCUGUCAUAACUCAUUUCAGAUUCUGAGGAAGAGCAUUGUUCUGUUCAUGUUAAAGAUGAAUGUAUCUUAAAGGCUGAGCCAUGUAAAUUGUUAGAUUAAGGUCUGUUCUUAACUGAUGAAAUAUUUGGCCAAUGAAGCUGAUGGGAAAAUCUCUUUGGCUUCUCGCUGCUGGUUGAGGGCCACCCUGUAUCUUCAGCAGCUGUUGUUAGCCUUGGGAGAGUUGUCCUGGGCUGUUCCAGACCUCUACAGUACAGCUGGCAAAACAACCUGAGAUCCAUUGAAGCUGAAGGAACAGAAGAUUGUCCCCAUCACUGCAUUCCUCAUACAGACGGACAGAUGAGGUGUCCAAACACAGACAGCUUCCUCGGCAUGCGCGGGCUACAGUGUGUCUUGGACGACACAGAUGAAUAAACUGAAUGUACCAGGAAUACUCAGCCUUGGUGCUGAGUAUGUUCAUGGUGGCUCAAGCUGGCAAAAUCUGACAGCUGAUGUCAAGCAGAGAAUCCUAAAUGAGCAUACAGUGGUUGUUAAUUAAAUAGGAAACAUUUCUCUAAUCGUGAUACUGACUAUAGCGCAAUAAGUGAUGACGAUUUCCUUUGAUGAUGAGUGUGAUAUGUUUACAUUGCUAGAGUACUGAUACAAGCAUAGUUAGGUAAAAUAAAUGUUUUUCACGUUGAGCACUCUACUGGAAGUAGCAUUUGAAAACGUUUCAAAACAUUUCAUUCAGCAAACACACAGAGCUUGUAGGUACAUGUGUGUGAGAGAGGAGGGAAUUCAGAAAUUGUGUAAGAAAGGUUUGCUCUUUCUGAAAUGUUCUUUCCUUUCUUCUUCUUUCCCAGACUCUUUUAGAAGCUGAUUUUUUUUUUCCCUUUUUGUUGAAGAAAAAUGCCUUCCUUGAGCGGGAAAGUACAGACUGUCUUGGGCCCUGUGGAGCCAGACCACCUUGGCUAUACAUUGACUCAUGAACACUUGGCCAUGAACUACAGCAGCAGUUUUUUGCCACCUUCUCCAGGCCAAGAGCCUCUGUCUGAUGGGCCCAUUGAGAUGAAGAACUUGUUUUGGAUUAAGCAAAAUCCCUACAGCCAUAAGGAAAACCUUCUUCUGUAUCAGGAAACAGAUGCUGUGAAGGAGGAGCUGUUGCAUUUUAAAGCAGCAGGUGGUGGGACGAUUGUGGAAAACACGACUACAGGAAUUGGUCGAGAUAUGAAUACUUUGAAGAAACUUGCUGAAGAAACUGGAGUCCAUAUUAUUGCUGGUGCUGGGUUUUAUGUGGGUUUUACUCAUUCUUCUCAAACACAGGCCAUGACAGUGGAGCAGCUUACAGGCAUUAUUGUUGAUGAGAUACUCAAUGGAGCGGAUGGGACUGACAUCAAGUGUGGUGUAGUGGGAGAAAUAGGUUGCUCCUGGCCUUUGACUCAGAGUGAACACAGAGUGCUUCAGGCAACAGCGCAGGCUCAGUCACAGCUUGGGUGCCCCAUUAUCAUCCAUCCUGGCAGGCACAGCAAUUCACCUUUCCAGCUUAUCCGCAUUCUGCAGGAAGCUGGGGCUGAUGCUUCAAAGACAGUCAUGUCUCACCUCGACAGGACCAUAUUUGAUAAAAAGAAACUUCUGGAAUUUGCUGACCUUGGGUGCUAUUUAGAGUAUGACCUAUUUGGUACAGAAUUUCUUCAUUACCACUUCCACCCUGAGAUUGACAUGCCGAGCGACAAUGACAGAAUUACAAGGAUUCGUAUGCUGGUCGAUGAAGGCUAUGAAGACAGAAUUCUGAUUGCUCAUGAUGUGCAUACUAAGAAUAGGUUGAUGAAAUAUGGAGGCCAUGGAUAUUCACAUAUCCUUAAAAAUAUAAUUCCUAAAAUGCUAAUUAGAGGCAUAUCCCAAGACAAAAUUGAUAAAAUACUCCUAGCAAAUCCAAAGCGGUGGCUGACUUUUAAGUAAGAAUAAUGAAUAAACAUUCCUAUUUUAUAAGGAACCUUGAUAAAAUUCACGUUUGUUUCAGGAGAGCAGUCAUUUUAAAACAUGGUUCUUUUCAGAGAAGCUGGAAGUUACUAGUUAGAUGUGAACAAACUGAUUAUGAUUUUUCUCUUUAAUGAGAAAAACUAAUAUAUAUCCUCUCUGCAUUUUCUCCUUCUUAGAAGUCUGUCCAUGAAUAAUUUACUGGAUAUGAGCCUACCUGCAAAAUCUUUUCUACUGAAAUUUUAAAAUGAUUGUUUCUACAGGGUAAUCUAAUACUACUAUUAAAUGUUACCCAAAGUAUUAUUGAAGAUGCAUCAUCUGGACUUUGAAGGAAAUUAGAGUUUUCAAUUAAAUUCUCCUUCUCCAGGGGGGCGAUUUUAAUCCUUGUAAUAUUGACAAUGUUCUAAUUAUCCUUACAUUCUUUAAAUAAUGCUUGCUAAAAGAUCUGUGACUUCUGUGUAGCUUCCACAGACAACAGAAGGCAAAAAGAAUCUCAAGUAAUUCUAAAAUGAUAUUGUUUCUUUCUAGUUUAUCAACUUAUUUUUAACUGAGAGUGCAAAAAUCACGUGGAAAAUAUAUUUUUGAAUAAAGCAAUUUGAUGACUUCUUAA